Molecule: messenger RNA, 4061 nt
Organism: Mytilus californianus (California mussel)
Lineage: Eukaryota; Metazoa; Mollusca; Bivalvia; Mytilida; Mytilidae
Exons: 4
Coding region: 165-1250 (361 amino acids)
Source: RefSeq, a predicted model, not a curated record
AUAAAUACACACGGUUGAUGUUAUUUAUAGAUUAUUUAACUGUCGUCUUUAAUAUGUAUAAACAUGAUAAAGUUGCAGUGUAUGUUAAACUUCUCUAGCUUCUACCAAUUAAAACAAUUAUUUGUUGUUCGACUGUGGAGUAGUGAUGAAGAACACAUAAAGUUAUGAGGAACCGAUCAAACCGGGUGGCCAAAGCUGAAAAGGAACAGUCAACGUUAAACGAAAACAAUGACGACGAAGUCGAAGACAAGUUCGUAUCUAGAACACCGCGUAAGCUUUUUGCAGAUUUGCAUAGACAAGCCAUCAAGCUAGGAUUAAAACCUGAAGACUUCCAACAGUUAAGUAGUGUAAACGAAAUUCAGAAAUCUAUUAACCGUGUAAACUAUUGUAGACUUUUUUUAACGAUUGCAUGUAUAGUUUUUGUCGCUAUAUUAUUUAUUUUUGUGACAGAAUGGCCAGUAUCUAACACCCAUGUAAUAGUGUGGUGGUUUCAAUGGUACAAAUCAGAUCCAUUGAAAGAACCAUGUGUUGUAUAUGUACCAGAGAGCGUAACAGAAAAUAUAAAACCACCGUUAAACUGCGAUUUUUGCAGAAAUGUUCACUAUGUAGACCAUAUUAAUAAUAUCAGUAUCAAAGAAUUUGAAAGUCAGUAUGCAUAUAGUGGAAUACCUAUUGUCAUUAGUGAUGGCACAAAAAAUUGGACAGCAUCAGAAUUUUUUAGUUACAACUUUAUGAAAGAAGUUUUUAGUCCUGGAAGUGAAGCACUGGACAAAGUAGAAAGAGAUUGUCAGUUUUUCCCGUACAAAACGGAUUUUACUUCUCUUGGAAAAGUGUUUGAAAUGAGCGAGGAAAGAGCUUUCAUGAAAGGCGAAGCAAUGCCGUGGUAUAUUGGAUGGAGCAACUGCGAUAAUUCAGCAGCAAAUAUAUUGAGACAACAUUAUACUAGGCCAUACUUUUUACCAGAGUUUUCAGAAUCUAGCAAAACUGACUGGAUAUUUAUGGGUAGUCCAGGCUAUGGGGCUCAUAUGCACAUUGAUCAUGUAGAUCUUCCGUCAUGGCAAGCUCAGAUUACUGGUAGAAAAAGGUGGCUUCUACAGCCCCCACGGGACUGCUAUUUUCAAUGUCCGCGACAGCUAGAAGUUAUUGUAAAUCAAGGAGAAAUAAUCGUUCUAGAUACAAACAAGUGGUAUCACUCUACGCUAAAUAUAGGAGAAAACAUCAGUAUAACAAUAGGAUCAGAAUAUGAUUAGAAACAAUCAUAUGGUUAACUAGAACAUGUUUUUCAGGAUACAUUCCUUAAAGUGAAUUUUUAGCAAAAGUUGUUCCUACAUGAAGAGUUACAGAAGUAAGGAGUUAUGUUGAAAAGAUUAGCUGUAUUUUUUUAAAUCUUGAAAACAAUAAUUUACUUGUGAAUGAUCUACACUAAACCUGAGUUCUCACUGGUGUGUGCAAAUAUGUCAUAAUCAUAAUGAGAGGUUACUUUUUCAUACAACCACCGUAUCUUUUUUUUUUUAUCAUAUUAAGGUAUGGUGCUGUUAUAACUGUCCUUCAGAUGAAUGUCUUUGUUGGCCUAUCCUUUUAAACCUUUAUGGCAAUGUUUAUUACAUAAUUAAAGGAUUACAGAACAGAAUUGAGUUUUGGGCUUCUGGUCAUUCUAUUUUUGAAACGUUUCCUCAAAACCUAUUGCAGUUUUAAAACUUCAUAUAAAAAAUAAACGUGUAACACUGGGAAAAAAAAGAGUUUAGUUUAAACAUAUUUUAUUUGCUUAAAUAUGCAAAAGGGAUGAGACACAAGUUAAUCAAACUUAUACAGUCUUCUCCCAAUACUGCAUCAAAAAGAGGCCGAAGCUACUAAGUGAACAUUCAAAAGUCGAAAAGAAACUGACAAUACCAUGACAAAAAACAAAAGACGAUAAAAAGACAAUUAAGUCCACAAAAACACUACAUAAAAACUAAACACUGAACAACAAGAAACCUACGAAAUACUGGGGAUGAUCAUACACAUAAGUGUUUACUGUUUGCGAUCUCUUGUGUAUCUGGUAUAGACAUAUACCCUACAUCACAUUUUAUUCAUAAGAUACCAAAAACUCAAUCUUUGUUAAUACUUUUCUGUUGUGGAUAAACAUUGUCUAGAAUACGUACUAUAUCAUUGACAUGGUGAUGAUUUACCUUUGAGUAUAUGACAAACUCUGAUAACUUAAAAUUGAAAAAUGAAAAUUUACUCAGUAGGAUUUGCACCUUUCAAUUCGAUAGACGGCUUGUGUGUUUAUCAUUUUACUUACACCAGUCCUUUUUACGCAUUCCAUUCAUUCAUUGUCAGAAAAAAAUGCAUGCUUUAUAUUACUUCGAAUUUAUUGUUGUCUGGUUUGACUCCUACAAAUACAUUGAUCUGCAAAUAACUGAUAUGUUAAAAGUCCAAGGCCGUAACUACCAUUGAGGCAAGUGAGGCAAUUGCCUCACUAAAAUUUCGACACUGAAUUUUUGUUUUGGUGUAUUUGUUUAUGGUAAUUAAGUACGAAAUAUAGUCAUUUGUUUUUUCUUUCUCAACCUUAAUUAUUUCUAUAACUUGAGUCACAUCGUUCCUUUUAAAUUGUUCUUCCCGGAUAUAACUCAGCAUCUCACCGGGUUUCUCGAUUACAUUAACCCUGUAACGGUAAUCAUCAUGGAUCUCUGGUUUAAAACAGGCUCUUGCAGAAUAAGGAAAAGCGAUACUAAAGGUGAGGAAGGAAUAGUUCUAGUAAACUAACUGAUGUUGUUUGUGAUUACAACAGGUGUUAAGAGUUCGAGUAUUGAAUAUAUUUUCAAUGGAACUAAUCCAAAAACUAUAAAUAGACGGACAAAUCAAGUACUGGGGCACCCGUACGGGAGCAGUCCUGUCUGCGUAUUCAUUUCCCCAACUUUAUUCGUUCUCUUUACAGAUAAACAAAAUAUAAAUAAUAUGAAACCUGCAUGGAUUAGUUUUUAUCCAUGUUUCUUUUACCUUAAAAUUUUUAAGAACUUCCCGUAAUCCAAUUUUGACAUUAUUGAGGGACGGUAGGACCUUUAAAACGGGAUUUCGUGUUUUCUAAUUCGGGACUACGGAAUUUCGUGUCUUUUAAUAUGGGAUUUCGGGAUCGGACCCCCUCCUACCCCUUCAUUAUUCGAUUCUCGAUCUAAAAUAUCAGUGACGAGUGUUUGCUGUGAACGUUCUUUUUCUGCCUCGAGACGACUGAAAACUUGGGAAAGAGCAUGCAUGAGUGGCGAGAGACUGUGGAGUCUUGCCAUGCUCCAUGUUCAUCUCGAUAAGGAUGUCAGCAGACCAAAUAUUCUGAAACGAUUUGACGAAACCGGCCAUAGAAAAAUUGACAAACUCCAAUUUGAAUAACAAUUGCUACUGAGUCCAUGUUUGUUCUGUGUUCUGGUGGCAGACUCAAAUUGAUAUUUGGAUGUUUAUCUGACAUAUAAAUUUAGAUAAAGUUGAUAAAAAUUUGGUGUUAGUACAUGUCUUAAAAUAUGAAAAAUAUAUAAAAAGUGUCCAAAAAUAAAAACGAUGUCAAGCUCUCUGUAAAUGCCCAGAAUGCAGGAUUUUACACCAUCUAUCCCAGUCCCCUGCCAAAAUUUUUCGCCUCGCUUCGCUCGGCUCAAUUUUUUUAACCUCGCUCCGCUCGGCUAUGAGUUCUGCCUCACUAAAAUAAUAUGCCUAGUUACGGCCUUGAAGUCGGCUUAAUAGAAGGAAGAAUUCUAAAACAGUGGUUGAUUUACUCGUGGAAAAUUAGUUAAAGUUUUCAAUAAUGUAAUUCAUUUGCUUUAAUGUUAAGCAAUGAAUGAAUAGAAAAAAAAUUAGUAAAAUUUGAAGACAUUUGGUGUUAUAUAUUUGAUUAGCUUUCUAUCAUUUAUGUAUUGUAUCGAGAUGACACAAGUACUGUGAUUUUAUAUACAUUUUCCUUUGGGGUUUUUAAAAAUGUAUUACAAAUCUAAAGAAUAGAUUUUUUUUUAUAAUAAUAUUUAUAGACUGUAAUUAUGUAGUAUGUAUUUUUAUGCAAUAUAUAUGUGUAGAUUCGUCCAAAUAAAGAAAAAAACAUA